This is a messenger RNA of Diabrotica virgifera virgifera (western corn rootworm), 1800 nucleotides long. RefSeq names its product phosphate carrier protein, mitochondrial. The transcript is spliced from 5 exons. Gene Ontology annotation, biological process: mitochondrial phosphate ion transmembrane transport. NCBI's taxonomy places the organism in Eukaryota, Metazoa, Arthropoda, Insecta, Coleoptera, Chrysomelidae. The record is from RefSeq and is a predicted model, not a curated record. Gene Ontology annotation, cellular component: mitochondrial inner membrane. Gene Ontology annotation, molecular function: phosphate transmembrane transporter activity. Bases 526 to 1596 code for a protein of 356 amino acids.
UUGUGGGUUUCCUCAAAUAAAAAUCAAUUUGAAUGUUGUAUUGCUUGUUUGUUUAAUGAUUUAUAACAGUAGUAAACUAGUAAAGCAGUUUUAUAAAUUUGCAGAUAUUUAGGUUAUGUAAUACGUCAAAAAUUGAUUGAAAUUUACAACAUUGAAUUUUUUGUUAGAAUGACAUUAUCUACAAUAGAAAUAAGUUAUGUGACUUAGAUAUUUAUAGAUCCAAUAAAGUAAUAAUCCAUCAAUAUUUAUAGGUCUAAAUUACAAAGACUUAAGACUACAAGCAAAACCAUAAAAGUGGCUAAGAAAUACAGUGUUUCCUUUUAACCAGCUUGAGCCCCUGUGGCAACUGGGACUGGAACUAUUUUCUGAGUAUACCUGCAAUAGUGCACAUAUUUUUAAGUAUAAAUAUAUUAAUGUAAAACAUUAUCUAUAUUAGACCUUGGAUAAAGUGUUAUGGAACAUUUAUGUUAUACCUUGUAUAAUAUAAAUAACAUCAACUAAAGGACCGAAUUUCCAAGACCAAAGAUGUUUUCCGCCUUCUUCAACAAGGCCUCUUGCCAGGCUUUACCUGAAAACCAAACUUUACCACAACCAGUUGACGACUCACCAAGGGCAUUAGUAAAAUCAUUGGUAGCUGGAAGACAGAUUGCAGCAGCUGCUGCUGCUGAAGGUGACAGUUGUGAAUUUGGAUCAGCACACUACUUUGCUCUUUGUGGUCUAGGAGGUAUCCUCUCAUGUGGUAUCACUCACACAGCUGUAGUACCACUUGAUUUAGUAAAAUGCCGUAUCCAAGUAGAUCCUGCUAAAUACAAGAGUGUAUUUAAUGGUUUUAAAGUAACCCUUGCUGAAGAUGGUACAAGAGGUUUAGCUAAAGGUUGGGCCCCAACCUUCUUUGGUUAUUCAGCUCAAGGUCUUUGCAAAUUCGGUCUUUAUGAAGUUUUCAAAGUAAUGUAUGGUGAUAUGAUUGGCGAGGAAAAUGCCUACCUCUACAGAACUUGGUUGUACUUAUCAGCUUCAGCCACUGCUGAAUUCUUUGCUGAUAUUGCCUUAUCACCUAUGGAAGCUGCUAAAGUCAAAAUCCAAACCACACCUGGAUUCGCCAACACCCUCCGUGAAGCAUGGCCUAGAAUAUACAGGGAAGAAGGUCUUAAUGGUUUCUACAAAUCACUUGUUCCUUUGUGGAUGAGACAAAUCCCAUACACCAUGAUGAAAUUCGCAUGCUUUGAGCGUACAGUCGAACUUCUCUACAAAUAUGUAGUACCUAAACCACGUGCUGACUGCACUAAAGGUGAACAAUUGAUUGUUACAUUUGCUGCUGGUUACAUUGCAGGUGUAUUCUGUGCUAUUGUAUCACAUCCUGCUGAUACUGUUGUCAGUAAAUUGAACCAAGAAAAGGGAUCAACUGCUCUCGAGGCUGCUAAGAAAUUGGGAAUGGCUGGAUUAUGGAAGGGGUUGACUCCUAGGAUUGUGAUGAUUGGUACAUUAACUGCUUUGCAGUGGUUCAUCUAUGAUGCCUUCAAGGUUGCCAUGAGAAUGCCACGACCACCACCACCAGAAAUGCCAGAAUCAUUAAAGAAGAAGUUGGAGGGCAAAUAGAGAAUUAAUUUAUUAACACUAAUAUGUAAUUUAUGACUUUAUUUCCAGAAAAACGAAAUCGCAGUAUUUCCAUUAGUUCGUUAUAGUUAUUGAUUAUCAUCAACUUUGCGAAUUUUGAUAUUUUUAAGUUCAUACCAGUUAUGUCCGAUAUUUUAGAUUGUAAAUAGAUAAUCAUCAAUAUACAACUGGAACUCCGUUAAUAAA